GCUCAAAGAGGCUCAUUCUGUGUGGCGUAAUCGUCGACCUUUUCUGAGAUGCAGCUAGGGGAUAUAAAUAGGGCCAUUUCGCAAGAAACCCACGAUGUCGACGCUCACGUCGACGCAAAUGAACGUAAAGCGCAGCUCGACGCGCGUGCACGGCCCACCCGGCGGCGCGUCCCAGCUCACCUUUGGCCCGGGUGGCUUCGGCACGAAUGCGCCGGCCCCCGAGCCCGACGCAGAGAACCGAGACGCCGUGCAGCGGACGGAAUUUAUUCCGCAAAAACCGGGUCUCCGUACACCGUACCAACAAGGCACGAGCAACAACCAGCAACAGUACUCGAACCAGCACCAAGCACCUCCACCCACCGCGCUGGCGCCACCGCAAACCGGCUAUGGACGCCCGCCGCCGACGGGGUAUGCACCACCAUCCACAGGCUACGCACCGCCCCAGACAGCCGGUGGUUACGGGGGCUACAAGCCACCGGCGACGGGAUACUCCCAGCAAGGUCAAGAGCGUCCGCAAACCAUGGGAUGGGGCCGAGGAGCGAGUCCGCGGACACAGCCUCCGCUGACGUCGUCGAAGCGCGAUCAAAACUGGGAGAAGAAGCGACGGCAAUGGCUUGCGCGCAAGACGGGCGGCUCGGGCAACUACACGAGCCAUUCGUCGUCCGCAUCGUCGUUUGCUCCACCGAUGACGGCUGGCGGCAACAACCAUUCGUAUGGGAACCCACCGUCCCCGCUCUCCAAGCUUAUGAACAACGUGAGCGUGGGCGGUCCCGAGUCCAACCGUGGACAGUCGUUUCCUCCGCCGCAACAAUUUCGGGCACCACCAUCGCAGCAACAACAAUACCAAGCACCACCGCAGCAACAGCGGUACCAGCAACCGCCACCGACGGCGUAUGCGCCACCGAAUCUAGGACCACCGUCGCACGCGUACGGUGGCCCCCCUCCAACGGGCUACAGUCGCGGUGGCCCGCCGCCAACCGCUGCAAGCAACUACUCGUACCAAGAUCACUCGGGCUACCCACCGAGUAGCAACGGUCCCAAGCAAGGCAAUAGUGUGUUUCAGCAAACAGGCGCGGCGCAGUUUGGACAGCCGCAGCAGUUCCAGCGCAUGCCGACGUCUGGUUCGAUGCCGCCGACGGCGUCGUCGUCGCGGUCGACGCGCCAAGCCCCCGGCGGCACGUCCAACUGGUCGCCAUACGGCUAGUCGCACCACAAUGACACGACCACACUACGAUAUACAUCUUGAUUUCAUCCUAUACUCUUAUUAGUGCGACUCCAUUCCGCGCUUUAUACUAAAUACUACGUUGUCGUUUGAUAUACCAA
Molecule: messenger RNA, 1323 nt
Organism: Saprolegnia diclina VS20
Lineage: Eukaryota; Oomycota; Saprolegniomycetes; Saprolegniales; Saprolegniaceae
Exons: 2
Coding region: 95-1204 (369 amino acids)
Source: RefSeq, a predicted model, not a curated record